AUUGCUGCAGCCAGAAGAAAUCGUUCUAUGUGUGUGUGAGAGAGAGAGAGAAUGUGAGGGGGAGAGAGAAUUUUGGGUUAAGACCAAGACCAACCCCCUUUCAGCUGUAGCAUGUUUCGACCAUAAGCUCUUACUUCACUCCCUCUGCUGCCUUGUCAGUCUGACUGAGAGUCACUUGGUGCUUGUGUUUGGAUUCUCCUCAAUGAAAAGCAGAUGAAGUGAUAAAGAGCAAUACUACAUCAAUUUCAAGCGUCUGGACCCUCUAACCAGGACAAACAGAGCUCAAGAGCACCGUCUUCUGGCAGAAAAGAAAACAUCUAGUGGAUUACGCUGUAUCAACUUCAUGUAAUCCCUCCCUUUAUUGAAGGAGCACAGACAUUUUUUUUGUGUAUCUGUUUUUGUACUAGGACAAAUUCUUCACAUCUCUGCCAAAAGCAUGUCGACAAAAAUGACUUUAUAGCCGCUGACUGCAGGCAGAAUAGAAGAAAAGCAACAUAAAGCAUGGAGGCUUCAAGUUCUGCUCAUGCAGGGACUCCCCCUGCUACACCCAUAUUCUCCACCUCCCCUACUCCGUCCUCUCCCCACUACCUGCAGUUCUUCUGGGAGUACCAGGACAACUCUGUCCUGAAGGCUCAUUACAACUACACUGGCAAGUUGCAGACCGACCGCUACCGCGAAGGACUGAAACCUGAGGGCAUCGCAUUCCUGGUGGUGUGUCUCCUCAUCGUGCUGGAGAAUGCCGUGGUUCUCAUCGCUAUUUGGAGGAACAAGAAGUUCCACCUGCCCAUGUAUUACCUGCUGGGCAACCUGACUCUAUCUGAUCUGCUGGCUGGGAUUACAUAUAUGGCCAACAUCCUCAUGUCCGGAGCUAAUACUUUGAAACUGACGCCGUUGCUAUGGUUCAUCAGGGAGGGAGGGGUCUUCAUCACUCUGGCCGCCUCUAUAAUUAGCCUGCUGGCCAUUGCAAUUGAACGGCAUGUUACUAUGGUGACUAUGAGGCCAUACCACGGGGCAAAGCGGGGACGGAUGUUGGCACUGAUUGGUGCAAGUUGGGCCCUAGCAGGGUUUUUGGGGGUCCUCCCAAUUUUGGGGUGGAACUGCAUCCACAGACUGGACCAGUGUUCAACAGUCCUCCCGCUUUAUGACAAAAGCUACAUCCUCUUCUGCGUAUCUGUGUUCAGCGCAGUGCUCCUGGCCAUUGUGGUCCUUUACGUCAGAGUUUUUCGCAUAGUCCGCACCAACACGCAGCGCCAGCGGCUGGGCCUGUCCGGCAGCAUGAGGAAGGGCUUAGCGAGGAAGUCGGAGAAGUACAUCGCCCUCCUCAAGACGGUCACCAUCGUGCUAGGCGUCUUCAUCGCCUGUUGGUUGCCCCUCUUCGUCCUCCUCCUCCUGGAUUUUUUCUGCCCCACCCGCAGUUGUCGCCUGCUCUACAAGGCUGAUUACUUCCUGGGAGUAGCAAUGGUCAACUCGCUCCUCAACCCCAUCAUCUACACUCUGACCAGUAAGGACAUGAGGAUGGCCAUUCUGAGGCUGCUCUGUCGGCCGUGUCUGAUGACCAGAGAUGGCCAGGUGAAGAAGAUUGGGAUGCCAUUCCUGGAGUGCAGCUUCAGUAAAACUGAGGUGGCAUCCCAGAAGUUAGAGGGGGGACUGGAGACGACCGUUUCCUCUGGGAACGUUAUCACCACCCCAUCUCCUAUUAAGGCCCUUUACCCUAAACUCUUUAAGCCAUAAGGACUUAUUAAACUGACUGAUUGAGUCCGUAAGUGUGUGAAUGGAUUUCCCACUGAACAGAGGACAUGUAGCACAUCUUCUAUAGAGAGGAAGCACUUCUGGUAUUCUUCAAUUUGGAGCUUUGCCAGAAACAGGGGGUGUAUGAGAUAUUACGGAGGCACAAGAAAACCUUGUUUAGACAAAUGUCUCACCUUCAAUGUGAGAUGAUUACAGAAGAAAAUACCAUAAGGAUGCCACUCAAAUGUGAACAAGCAAACAUACUUUUUAUGAGUAGAUGCUAGGGAUGAGUCUCCUUAAAGGUCCCAUAUUGUAAAAAAGUUAGAUUUUCAUGGCUUUUAUAUUUAAGCAGGUUUAAGUGCUAUAUAGAUACCAUGGAAGUAUCUAAACGCUCAGUGGAGAAAUACACACAGUCCGUGAUCAGAAACUGUGCUUUUGAAACAAGAUGUCUGGAUUUCUGUCUAUUUGUGAUGUCACAAAUAUACAAUAUAUAGACAUAUUUCACAGUCUUAAACGUAAACAUGCUAAAUCUGUCCCAGUUUAUUCCCUGUUGCAGUGUAUGUGAAUGACAUCAGCUGACAGGAAGUACACAUGGAUCAAAACUGUUGCCUCGCAACGCAAUUUCUUUGAAAUGCACAAAACAGAGCGUUUUAGACAGAGGGUAAAAACAGGCAUAUUCAGACAGACAGUAUGAGGAAAAUAUAGUUGUUUUUUUAACAUUACAGCAUGUAAACAUGUUCUAGUAGAAACAUAGUAGAAGUAUAAACAUGAAAAUUAGCACAAUAUGGGACCUUUAACUAAUUUGCACUGACAUAUCACAAUGAAUGGAGUCAAUUUUCCUGUGGUUCUGUAGUUUGUGUUGAAGCCUGGAAGAAGACUUCUGUAAAGCCAAAGACUCUCGUGACUGAAAGAAAUGUAAUGUUUUCUGGGUUAAUGGUGAACAAGUGUGGUUGUUUUUUCCCUUUUUUGUAGUGUCUUAUUGAAGUGCCUUAAAUAUAGCACAAACAUGUAAUCUGUGCAUCUCUACACACCUGGAUUUCGCUGGUUCGAAGGCCCACGGUGUGCUAGAUUUGUUGAGAUAAAAUUGUGUGGAGCACCCCUACACAUAUCUGUGUACGUGAUGCAGGGAGAGUUACCGGGAGACCGAAAGAUAAAAUGAAAGAGAAAGGUUAGAGAGAGAGAGAGAGGUCUUAACCGUUCUUACAGCUCAGUAAAGAAUGCUGUGGCAGGGUUGUGGGAGGAAGGCUCAGCAUUAAAAUCCCCCUCUGUUUUGAAAUGACAGAUGGUUAACCUAUCAGAUGCCAAGUGGAAAGUUGUUGGGGUUUGGUGUCCGAUUUUUUGAAAUGUCAGUCUGGCAUCUGCAGGAAAACUGCAACAGCGACAUAAACAACAAAAUGUCAACAUAUAAUGUGAUUAACUGACGGAUGUAACAAACACUUUUCCAUCAUGACAUGCUGAUUGUGUAACUGAAACCAAAUCAGCUGCAACUGCAUCACUUGUAAGUAUAAGCCUAAUAAAUUAUUACUCCAAAGAUUUCAACUCGCAAAUAAAGUUGUAGAUGUAAUUAAUCAUCAUCAUCCAGCUGCAGGACUUUUAAGGACAAGAAUAUGCCUUCACUUGUAAGCUAAAUCAUACGGAACCAGUGCAAUUAUUCCAGUACUUCCCUUCACAAUCCAUCACGUUAACAGAAAAUCUCCGGUUAUAGUUUAAGGUACUGAUUUAUUCUUAUUAUGCAAUGAGUUUGACAUCAAUCUUUUUAUACAGAUGUAUUUUUGUGCAGUCUUUCCGGACCUUUAUUGAUGAAUGAGGCUGUGUGCUUUUUUUGUAUUGUAUUUCAUGUAGUGAACUUUUUGUAUUUCUGAAGACUUUUCAUAUCGUCUGUAUUGUAAAUUAUAUCUAUUUUGUAACAAGAAAAGACUAGCAAAGUUUCUUUUCAUAAAAGAAAUAAAAUGUUUUCUUAAAGAA
Messenger RNA from Sebastes umbrosus (honeycomb rockfish), 3693 nucleotides. RefSeq names its product sphingosine-1-phosphate receptor 5b (gene s1pr5b). Bases 502 to 1731 code for a protein of 409 amino acids. Gene Ontology annotation, molecular function: sphingosine-1-phosphate receptor activity. Gene Ontology annotation, cellular component: membrane. The record is from RefSeq and is a predicted model, not a curated record. Gene Ontology annotation, biological process: G protein-coupled receptor signaling pathway. Lineage: Eukaryota; Metazoa; Chordata; Actinopteri; Perciformes; Sebastidae. The transcript has 2 exons.